This is a messenger RNA of Daldinia caldariorum, 1038 nucleotides long. RefSeq lists its product as uncharacterized. Lineage: Eukaryota; Fungi; Ascomycota; Sordariomycetes; Xylariales; Hypoxylaceae. The transcript is spliced from 2 exons. The coding region runs from base 1 to 1038 and encodes 345 amino acids. The record is from RefSeq and is a predicted model, not a curated record.
AUGCAUCCUUCUACCAAUACUCAGGUAGCGCAACCCCAGCUUGGGAUAAUCCUUCGCGGCAUCGGCGAACUCGUUGAAGCAGCAUUGGAGGCAAACAAUAUGAUUGUCCAGGACGACGCUGUCAAGCCAGACGCCCUCUUACUUCGCACUCGCCAAUCUGAACUGCUAAAGGAAUUUGAGGACGUGAUCCUGACAGUUCAGAAGAGAGCAUCCAAGGCGAUCUACGACGUAAAGACGAAAUUGAGAUUAUUAGAGGACUUACCAGGUAUCAUCACAGGAGGCGAGCUAAACAGUCUACUGGGUUGCAUGCUCUUAGGCCGUCGGCCGAGUUAUAAGCUUCGCGAUCCCGUGGAUGCCGUUCCUUGUCCCCAGCUGGUUACUUACGAUGACACCAACCCGGCGCCGCCCCAUAACCUUGGCGAUACCACCGUGGCCUUGCAACCUACCUUGCGAAACGUCUGGGUGGUCCAGCAUGCUUAUGCCACGCUGCUGAACUACAAGGAGAUGCUUAUCCACCGAUACCUUGCUGUGGCGGAGGAGAGUGCUGUAAAGAGCCGUAAGAUCUCUCGAGAAUACUACGAAGACCUCAGCUUGGCUCAGCUGCCGUCGAAGAACAAGCUCGGUAAUCUGCUCGACGUCAAGUAUUCGUCGAGUAAUUAUGCAACCCACGAUCUCCAAAUCGUCCUCGUGUUCAAGGAAUUUAACGGCGGCCUCAGAUACGUGGAGGCUGUGAAAGGCGACCUGGUCGACAUAGGAAACAACGAGAACGGCCAAUAUCUCGCCAUACCUGCUACCGAAACGAGCCUCAAGAAUCUGUACGAUGUAUAUAGGUCCCUGAGACAGACGACUUCGGAACAGCGUCGCGCGACUAAGGACAAGGAAUUUGCGGCGAAGCUACCGGCCGAUGAGAUGGACGAGCUUCAAAGGCAGUUUAGCUCUGCAGGAGCUGGGUUGGUUGAUGAUACAAAGGAUAGUAGAAAUAAGAAGCGUCGCCGGAUGCUUGACGAUGACGGUCAUGAUGACGAAACUAGCGGAUAA